Molecule: messenger RNA, 2012 nt
Organism: Aricia agestis (brown argus)
Lineage: Eukaryota; Metazoa; Arthropoda; Insecta; Lepidoptera; Lycaenidae
Product: cytochrome P450 4g15-like
Exons: 12
Coding region: 81-1751 (556 amino acids)
Molecular function (GO): heme binding; monooxygenase activity; iron ion binding
Source: RefSeq, a predicted model, not a curated record
CAUAGAACAGUCUGGUUAACCAGUUUGCACGUGGCUGUCGAAACCAAAAUUACCUAGAGCAGUUAAAAAAAAUAAGCACAAUGUCGAUUAUAGACCAGGGCUACGACAUGAGCAUCUCGCGGCUGAUGUUCUACCCGCUGCUGCUGGCAGCCACUGGGUUAUGGCUGCUGUACAGGUGGCAGCAGCAGUCUAGACUGUUCAAGAUGGGCAACCUGCUGCCCGGCCCAACCGCUGUACCACUUUUCGGCAACGCUCUACUUGCAGUCGGAAAAAAACCAGACCAGCUCGUGACAUUAGGCCUACUUUACGCUGAAAAGUACGGGUCGGUCAUCCGGGGUUGGUUGGGCUCUAAGCUGAUCAUCUUCCUGAGUGAGCCUGAUGAUGUGGAGGUUAUUCUCAACAGUCAGGUCCACAUCGACAAAUCCACGGAGUAUAGAUUCUUCAAACCGUGGCUAGGAGAGGGAUUGCUCAUCAGCUCUGGUGAAAAAUGGCGUUCCCACCGCAAAAUGAUCGCUCCCACAUUCCAUAUAAAUAUUUUGAAGUCCUUUAUGGACAUAUUUAACCAGAACAGCAGAAAUGUUGUUAAUAAGAUGAAAAAGGAGGCUGGCAAAGUAUUCGAUGUCCACGACUACAUGAGUGGAGUCACAGUCGAUAUACUCUUGGAAACUGCUAUGGGCAUCACUAAAGAGACUCAGGAUGAAUCUGGUUUUGACUAUGCUAUGGCGGUUAUGAAAAUGUGCGACAUUAUCCACCAGAGGCAUUACAAGAUAUGGCUACGUCUUGACUCCAUAUUCAAGUUUACCAAAUUUUACAAGCAGCAGAAGAAACUGCUAUCAAUAAUCCACGGUCUUACUAACAAGGUUAUUAAACUGAAGAAAGAGAAAUACGUCAGCAAUAAGGGCAGGGUCGAAACUGAGGAGGUCAAGAGGUCAUCGGCCAAUGAACCCGUGCUGGCCAAUGAGAAGACCCUGGCUGAUACUGUGUUUAAGGGAUAUCGCGAUGACUUGGACUUCAAUGAUGAGAAUGAUGUUGGUGAGAAGAAGCGGCUGGCCUUCCUCGACCUGAUGAUAGAGUCAGCACUGAACGGCACCAACAAGAUCUCCGACCACGAGAUCAAGGAGGAAGUGGACACCAUAAUGUUCGAGGGUCACGACACAACGGCCGCCGGAUCCAGCUUCACGCUGUGUCUGCUGGGCAUCCACCAGCACAUCCAGGACCGAGUGUACAACGAGCUGUACGACAUCUUCGGGGACUCCGACCGCCCCGUCACCUUCGAGGACACCCUGCAGAUGAAAUACCUGGAGCGAGUGCUGUUCGAGGCUCUCCGCAUGUACCCGCCCGUGCCCAUCAUAGCCAGGAAACUGAAUACAGACGUCAAAAUCCCAACCAAGGGCUACGUGCUGCCGGCCGGCGCGACGGUCGUCAUUGGAACCCUGGUCAUCCACAGGAACCCCAAGUACUACAAGAACCCACACGUGUUCGACCCAGACAACUUCCUCCCUGAGAACACCUCCAACAGGCACUACUACAGCUACAUCCCCUUCAGCGCUGGCCCUCGAAGCUGCGUCGGUCGUAAAUAUGCCCUUCUGAAACUCAAGGUUCUUCUAGCUACUGUGCUCAGGAACUACAAGAUAGUGUCGAACGUUACGGAAAAAGAAUACGUCCUUCAAGCUGACAUCAUACUGAAGAGGACGGAUGGCUUCAGGCUGCAGUUGGAGCCAAGAAAGAGAGCGCCAAUUCCCGUCGCUUAAAACGACCGUUAGAGUCGAAGAAAAUACGCCAAAAGACGUUAUUAUUACACAGACGUUAUUUCACGUUCAAGCCUAGAUUUUCAACCUUUAUGAAACGUCGUAAGUUCAGGGCUGUAAAUAUAUUUUGAAGCCCCUUUUAUAUGUUAGGUUGUAAGGUUAAACAUAAUAUUUUCAACUAUCCCUUACUUACUUUACGUCUCUACGUACGUAGUUAAGAGGGCGACUAACCCAAGAAAUCAAACAUCGUCCUUCUCUCUUCAC